Gorilla gorilla gorilla (western lowland gorilla) is the source of this 1767-nucleotide messenger RNA. Its product is annotated as putative N-acetylated-alpha-linked acidic dipeptidase. Gene Ontology annotation, cellular component: plasma membrane. Gene Ontology annotation, molecular function: carboxypeptidase activity. NCBI's taxonomy places the organism in Eukaryota, Metazoa, Chordata, Mammalia, Primates, Hominidae. The record is from RefSeq and is a predicted model, not a curated record.
AUGAAUACCGCGAUUUUCUUGUAUUCUGUGACGUGCCCACCUUACAGAGAGGACACAUUUACUAGGUUAUAUCCCGGGGCUAAAUUUGAUCAUUGGAAUUUGGCCAGUGUUAAAAAUGCCCAGCUGGCAGGGGCCAAAGAAGUUAUUCUCUACUCAGACCCUGCUGACUACUUUGCUCCUGGGGUGAAGUCCUAUCCAGACAGUUGGAAUCUUCCUGGAGGUGGUGUCCAGCAUGGAAAUAACCUAAAUCUGAAUGGUGCAGGAGACCCUCUCACACCAGGUUACCCAGCAAAUGAAUAUGCUUAUAGGUGUGGAAUUGCAGAGGCUGUUGAUCUUCCAUGUAUUCCUGUUCAUACAAUUGGAUGCUAUGAUGCACAGAAGCUCCUAGAAAAAAUGGGUGGCUCAGCACCACCAGAUAGCAGCUGGAGAGGAAGUCUCAAAGUGCCCUGCAAUGUUGGACCUGGCUUUACUGGAAACUUUUCUAUACAAAAAGUCAAGAUGCACAUCCACUCUACCAAUGAAGUGAGGAGAAUUUACAAUGUGAUAGGUACUCUCAGAGGAGCAGUGGAACCAGACAGAUAUGUCAUUCUGGGAGGUCACCGGGACUCAUGGGUGUUUGGUAGUAUUGACCCUCAGAGUGGAGAAGCUGUUGUUCAUGAAAUUGUGAGGAGCUUUGGAACACUGAAAAAGGAAGGGUGGAGACCUAGAAGAACAAUUUUGUUUGCAAGCUGGGAUGCAGAAGAAUUUGGUCUUGUUGGUUCUGCUGAGUGGGCAGAGGAGAAUUCAAGACUCCUUCAAGAGUGUGGCGUGGCUUAUAUUAAUGCUGACUCGUCUAUAGAAGGAAACUACACUCUGAGAGUUGAUUGUACACCGCUGAUGUACAGCUUGGUAUACAACCUAACAAAAGAGCUGAAAAGCCCUGAUGAAGGCUUUGAAGGCAAAUCUCUUUAUGAAAGUUGGACUAAAAAAAGUCCUUCCCCAGAGUUCAGUGGCAUGCCCAGGAUAAGCAAAUUGGGAUCUGGAAAUGAUUUUGAGGUGUUCUUCCAACAACUUGGAAUUGCUUCAGGCAGAGAACGGUAUACUAAAAAUUGGGAAACAAACAAAUUCAGCGGCUAUCCACUGUAUCACAGUGUCUAUGAAACAUAUGAGUUGGUGGAAAAGUUUUAUGAUCCAAUGUUUAAAUAUCACCUCACUGUGGCCCAGGUUCGAGGAGGGAUGGUGUUUGAGCUAGGCAAUUCCAUAGUGCUCCCUUUUGAUUGUCAAUAUUAUGCUGUAGUUUUAAGAAAGUAUGCUGACAAAAUCUACAAUAUUUCUAUGAAACAUCCACAGGAAAUGAAGACAUACAGUGUAUCAUUUGAUUCACUUUUUUCUGCAGUAAAGAAUUUUACAGAAAUUUCUUCCAAGUUCAGUGAGAGACUCCAGGACUUUGACAAAAGCAACCCAAUAUUAUUAAGAAUGAUGAAUGAUCAAUUCAUGUUUCUGGAAAGAUCAUUUAUUGAUCCAUUAGGGUUACCAGACAGGCCUUUUUAUAGGCAUGUCAUCUAUGCUCCAAGCAGCCACAACAAGUAUGCAGGGGAGUUAUUCCCAGGAAUUUAUCCCGAUGCUCUGUUUGAUAUUGAAAGCAAAGUGGACCCUUCCAAGGCCUGAGGAGAAGUGAAGAGACAGAUUUCUGUUGCAGCCUUCACAGUGCAGGCAGCUGCAGAGACUUUGAGUGAAGUAGCCUAAGAGGAUUCUUCAGAGAAUCUGUAUUGAAUUUGUGUGGUAUGU